CAAAAUAUAAAUCGAUCACAAUGUUAAAUGGUGAUGAUGCACUUAUUUAGUACCAUACCUACACCAUAUAUUGUUCAAAGUGUUUUUGCCGAGCCUCAGAUACCUUUUUUUUAAAGGACUGCACACUCAUGUACAGUAGGUGGCGGUAUGCACCAAAGAGGUCGUCUUCUAACGUCACAAUGAUCUGCUUCUCGGUGCAAAUCUUUGACGAAGCUAACACAGGCGUUCACUAAAUUGGUCCUGAAUUAGUAUUGAAUGUCUCUGGACCAGCAAAACAGGACGCCCGUCACUAAUUCGGUGGAGUAAGAUUUCAUCCGCUAAAUCUUCGUGCCCACUUCAACUCGUCAUAGUGCACGUUGAAGCGUCGCGGCCCGUUUUAGCUUUGGCUACCUUAGCUUAGCUUACUUUACUAGCUGCUAACAAGUCGAAGCGUUUGUGAGCAACGCAUCGCAAAGCGGAGAUCAAAUGGGCGUAAAAUGGUUCUGAGUUUGGUGUGAAAAUGUGGGAAAGUAGGACGGAAGAGGACGAGGAGGAUUUUUGUGGAACAAAACGGGAGAGCGAGCGACAACGUCAAAGGCUGGAUGGAACUUUCAAGAAGCCUCGACUUGGGUUACACACAGCAGACAUCAGCGGCGAUCUUAAUCCAUUUUCAUCAGACGUUCAAUCGAAAUCCCUUCACAUUAAAGAGGAAGUGGAGGAUAAAGAGCCCCUCAAAAUCAAAGAGGAGGAGGAAGAAGAGUUCCUGCACAUAAAAGAGGAAGUGGAGGAUAAAGACCGCCCCCUAAUUAAAGAUGAUGAAGAAGAGUUUCUGCUCAUUAAGGAGGAAGAGCAGGAGGAUAUCAUCAAGGUCCGAUUGACUGGUGUCUCUUGGAAGACUGAAGAUGAAGGUCUCAGUGAUGAAGAUCUAAGUGAGGAAAGCAGAGUGGUGGAACCACCAAGCAGCAUCUUACGUCAACCCACGACAACAGAGAGUGAUCGAGACCACUGUGUAGGAUCACCAGAAGACGAACUCUUAGCUCCACUAUCGGAGAGUGACGAUGCAAUGUCACACUCUCGUGAUGAAGAUGAUGAUGACGACGACGACGAACGCUUUGUGAAAAACGUAGGUUAUGAGUGCCAUUUGAAAAGUCAUGUGAUUAGCCAUACUGGUGAGAAACCUUUUGUCUGCCCAGUUUGUGGCCAAACAUUCUCUCGUAAACACUCUCUAACGACACACUCAAGAAAACACACCGGAGAGAAACCUUUUGCCUGUUCAGUUUGUGGUCAGACAUUCUCACGCAGACAUGUUUUGACAGUACACAAAAGAACACACACUGGAGAGAAACCCUUUGCUUGUGCAGUUUGUGGUCAAACAUUCUCUGUGAAUGGGAGCUUGAGAAGACACAUGAGAACACACACUGUGGAUAAUCCCUUUGUCUGCUCAGUUUGUGGUCAAGGAUUCCCUGAAAAGGACCAAUUAAAUAUACACACAAGAACCCACACUGGUGAAAAAUGUUUAACCUGUUCAGCUUGUGGUCAAACGUUCACUCAGAGAGGAGCCUUAUUAUGUCACAUAAGAACACACACUGGUGAGAAACCUUUUGCCUGUUCAGUUUGUGGCCAAAAAUUCUCUCAUAAGCGAAACCUAAAAAGCCAUACAAGGACACACACAGGCGAGAAACCGUUUGCCUGCUCAGUUUGUGGGCAAACAUUCUCUCGUAAACAAGCUCUGACAACACACUCGAGAAAGCACACUGGAGAGAAACCGUUUGCCUGCUCAGUUUGCAGUCAAAGAUUCUCCCGUAGGCAUGUUUUAAUUGCUCAUAAAAGAACACACAGUGGAGAGAAACCUUUUCCAUGCUCAGUGUGUGGUCAAAGAUUCUCAAAAAAGGGAUCCAUUAAAAGUCAUAUGAGAACACACACUGGUGAAAAACCAUUUGCCUGCUCAGUCUGUGGUCAAAGAUUCUCUCUCAAGGGAAACUUAACAAGCCACACGAGAACACACACUGGCGAGAAACCUUUUUCCUGCUCAGUCUGUGGUCAGAGAUUCUCUCAGAAGGGAACUUUAAUAUGUCACACGAGAACACACACUGGAGAAAAACCCUAUGCCUGCUCAGACUGUGGUCAAAGAUUCUAUCAGAAGGGUAACUUUAAGAGACACAAGUGUGCUGGUGAUAAAAGAAGUGAUAAGUAGAACUGUCCUGAUAUUUAUCAGGUUGUUGACUUGAUCGCAGCUGGGCUUGUGGUUCUGUCAGACUUUUCAACCAUCAUCCGAGCAGGCUUCACCAAUUAAGGGGUUUGAUGGGGCAGCUCAAACUUUGUCACCUGUCUGACUGAGGGAAUGAAAAAAAGUGACAAUUUUGUAUUCUACCCCGCUUAUUGUAUUUUAUCUACCUUCUUAUAUUGUGUGUACCUUUUAAAAGUUUCCCAUGGGCAUGUGUUGUGAAUGACCACUUGUGUUAAAACCUAUCAAGGUAUGCAUCUGCCUUGCCCAGUUUUUAUGUGCAUAUCCAAGAACUAAAGGAUUAAUUGAAAUUGUGUAACCCCAACCCUAUAACAUAGUUUAUUUGCACUGUAUAUAUAAGAUAAACACCUUAUAACUGAAAUGUAAAUAAAGGGCUGAAUGUGCAACUGACUCUCCACACUCCCAUACUUGGGAAUCACAGCACUUGUGCCAAA
Messenger RNA from Hippocampus comes (tiger tail seahorse), 2658 nucleotides. RefSeq names its product gastrula zinc finger protein XlCGF57.1-like. The transcript has 2 exons. Gene Ontology annotation, molecular function: RNA polymerase II cis-regulatory region sequence-specific DNA binding; DNA-binding transcription factor activity, RNA polymerase II-specific. The coding region runs from base 500 to 2173 and encodes 557 amino acids. Gene Ontology annotation, cellular component: nucleus. NCBI's taxonomy places the organism in Eukaryota, Metazoa, Chordata, Actinopteri, Syngnathiformes, Syngnathidae. Gene Ontology annotation, biological process: regulation of transcription by RNA polymerase II. The record is from RefSeq and is a predicted model, not a curated record.